Messenger RNA from Knipowitschia caucasica, 747 nucleotides. NCBI's taxonomy places the organism in Eukaryota, Metazoa, Chordata, Actinopteri, Gobiiformes, Gobiidae. The record is from the annotation of a GenBank genome assembly.
AUGCUGAGGCUCGCACACUUCCCUCCAGGCAUAGCAACACAGAGGCGCAGGGCUGCAGGACGGUCCGCGUUUGGGGACAAACACAGCUCACCCCAAAGCAGCCCUGACCACAUCAUGGGGAGUGUGUUCUUGCCAGCGGAUGCAGCCCAUUCGGUGUUGCGCCGGCUGCGCAGGGCCAACUCCAUGUUAGAGGAAAUGAAGCAGGGCAACAUCCAGAGGGAGUGUCGUGAAGAGACCUGCACCUAUGAGGAGGCGCGGGAGGCUUUUGAGAAUGAUGAAAAGACGAAGCGUUUCUGGGAGGAGUAUGUGCAGGAGAGUAAUCCAUCUGGUGGGCUGGACUCGAUUGGGGCAGUCAAGUCCUUGUACUUAAUUGUGCCAUUGCUGCUGGUGGUCCUGAUCAUCGCCAUAAUCGCCGUCACAGUCUGGCGCUGCCACUUUCACAAACACCCACAGCGCAGCCCGAGCCUGGGACACUCUCACCACGACCAUGUUCUUUCAGUGGUCUCUAUGGACGCUUGGGGGCGAAGUUAUCCUCACGGUGACCCAUCAGAACUGAGCAUGCACAGCAGCCCGGCUCACGGCGGCUCAGAGCCCACCACAUACAGAGGAAGUGCUGCAGACCCCCCUCCGUCUUAUGAGGAAGCCGUGGGUCACACCGAUGUGCAGAUAGAGACUGAGCCACCCCCGCAGUACGACGACAUCGUCAACACCAGCACUGCAUUUGUCAUUAACGGCAGAGGGAAGUGA